Molecule: messenger RNA, 1937 nt
Organism: Danio rerio (zebrafish)
Lineage: Eukaryota; Metazoa; Chordata; Actinopteri; Cypriniformes; Danionidae
Biological process (GO): gamma-aminobutyric acid transport
Cellular component (GO): membrane
Source: RefSeq, marked predicted
UGUGAAAAUUACAACACAGCAUGGAAAGAAUAAAUGGAGAAAUAGAGGAACGAGGCUACUGGGGCAGUAAAAUGGAGUUUCUUCUGGCUGUGGCAGGAAAUGUGGUUGGACUGGGUAAUGUGUGGAGGUUUCCUUACCUCUGCUACAAGUAUGGAGGAGGGGCAUUCCUAAUACCCUACCUGGUGUUUGUGGUGACCUGUGGGGUGCCUCUGUUUUUGCUGGAGAUGGCUAUGGGACAGUACACUCAGCAAGGGGGUGUUACGUGCUGGCAUCGCCUCUGUCCACUUGCUGAGGGCAUUGGAUAUGGAGGACAACUGAUUCUGCUGUACAGCUGCAUGUAUUAUAUCGUCAUUCUGGCCUGGGCGCUUUUCUACCUAAUUUUCUCAUUUAAAUCCCAAUUGCCAUGGGCCACCUGUGACAACACCUGGAACACAGAUGACUGCAUAAAUCUUGUCACAAAGAAUCUGACCAUCAACCGGACAUCUCUGAUAAAUUCAACGCCGGCGGCUACUGAGUUCUGGGAACGCAGAGUUCUGUCUCUCUCUGGGGGUAUUGAGGACAUUGGUAAGAUCAACUGGGAGAUACUUCUGUGUCUCAUUGCAAUGUGGAUCAUAUGUUAUUUCUGUGUCUGGAAAGGAGUCAAAUCUACAGGCAAGGUGGUGUAUUUCACAGCUACAUUUCCUUACGUGAUGCUGCUUGUGUUGUUGAUUCGUGGGUUGACUCUUCCUGGAGCUCUUCAGGGGGUUGUGUUUUAUCUGUACCCUGAACCGGCCCGUCUUGCUGAUCCACAGGUUUGGUUGGAGGCCGGAACUCAGAUCUUAUUUUCCUACAGCGUGUCUGUCGGCAGUAUCACCGUUUUAGCCAGCUACAAUAAAUACCACAACAACUGUUACAGGGACUGCUUGGGGCUUUGCCUUCUUAACAGUGUCACCAGUUUUGUGGCUGGUUUUGCUGUGUUCACAGUCUUGGGCUUCAUGGCCCAGGAACAGGGUGUCCCCAUUGAAGAGGUAGCAGAGUCAGGUCCCGGACUAGCAUUCAUUGCUUAUCCCCAGGCUGUAGCUAUGAUGCCCUUCCCUCAGUUGUGGGCUGUUUGUUUCUUCAUCAUGAUUAUUUUACUAGGCCUAGAUACACAGUUUGUUUCAAUGGAAGCUGUUGUGACGUCAGUGAUGGACAUGUUUCCGGUGGUUCUCCGCAGAGAAGGACGGCGAGAAAUCUUACUCCUGUUCUUUUGUCUCACUUGCUUCUUUGGCCAAUUCAUCAUGGUUACAGAGGGGGGGAUGUACGUAUUCCAGUUGUUUGACUACUACGCCUGUAAUGGAACCUGUCUUCUGUUCCUGUCUGUGUUUGAGUCUCUGACCAUGGGAUGGAUAUUUGGUGCUGAUAGACUGUUUGAUAUAAUUGAAGACAUGACAAAGUCACGACCUAACUACAUUUUCAUGCUGUGCUGGAAAUAUCUGACUCCUCUUGUGUCCUUGGUGUGUUUUGUCUGCUCUAUGGUGGAGUACCAGCCUCUGACUUUUAACCGCUGGUAUGUGUUCCCAGACUGGGCAUAUGUACUGGGCUGGUUACUGGCUCUGUCAUCCAUUGUGCUUGUGCCUGGAUGGGCACUGGGCCGACUGUGCUCUGAAAAGGGGAGUUUAAAACAGCGCUGGCGCCGUUUGUGCAGUGCUGAUAAAGACCUUCCACUCACCUGUAAACAACGAGCUCAAUUAAAGGAAACGGCUUUCAUGACAGAAAUGGAAGACUUAGUUAGGGCAAGCACAGAGCAACAUGAAAUCUGAGAAUGGUCAUUAUUUUGCAGUCGGUCCUUUCAUUACUAUUUUAGUAAAUAGCCACUAAGAUUUAAUACAAAGCUGCAGAAACAAAGUAUGUCCUAAACCAAACAAGUUGUUUUAGACAAACUGUCUAUUUCUCGUCUCUGUUCUUUAAUACACCCC